Molecule: messenger RNA, 8591 nt
Organism: Polyodon spathula (Mississippi paddlefish)
Lineage: Eukaryota; Metazoa; Chordata; Actinopteri; Acipenseriformes; Polyodontidae
Product: LIM and calponin homology domains-containing protein 1-like
Exons: 35
Coding region: 269-6127 (1952 amino acids)
Biological process (GO): regulation of focal adhesion assembly; actomyosin structure organization; positive regulation of stress fiber assembly
Cellular component (GO): stress fiber
Molecular function (GO): myosin II head/neck binding; actin binding
Source: RefSeq, a predicted model, not a curated record
GCUCACAUUGCAGAGCGAGCGCGCAUCUCAUUCCCAGCAACUGAGGCUGAAAGGGGAGUAGUGCAGAGCAGGAUCUGCGGCAGCAACCAAAGCUAGCUAGCCAGUAAACGAGUGCUUGACAUCACCGUAACUAGUAGUAAAUCAAACGAAAAUCACAAUAACUUUAUUUUGAAAUCCGUUUGUGUGUGUGGUGAUUUCCCCCCCCCCCCCCGCAAGAUCUGAAUUCAUCAUUUUAAACAAGCCAGGCUGCGGUUUCAGGUGUUUGCAAAUGGCCAGCCCCGGGUUAGAAGCAGAAGGAAACCAGCUCCAGCACCGGGACGCGUCUCACGAGGCUCGGAAAUGGAUCGAGGCAGUCACAGGCAGAUGUUUUGGAGAGAAGGGCUUUCGCAGUGGUCUAGAAAAUGGAAUCCUGCUAUGCGAGUUGUUGAAUUCUAUAAAACCCGGGCUUGUGAAGAAGAUCAAUAGACUCCCAACCCCUAUAGCAGGACUGGACAAUAUCACCUUAUUCCUGAGAGGCUGUGAAGAGCUUGGCUUGAAAGACACACAACUUUUUGACCCCAGUGAUCUUCAGGACACCUCCAUCAGGGCUAACAUCAAGGGGUCUGACUGCUGUCGAAAAUUGAAAAAUGUGUUGAUCACUAUAUACUGGCUGGGAAAAGCUACCAAUAGCUGUGCCUCGUAUAGUGGGCCGACGCUGAACCUGAAGGAGUUUGAGGGACUGCUGUUGCAGAUGCGCAAGGAGGCUGAAGACAUGGAGAGCCCCAAACGCAGCAUUCGUGACAGCGGCUACAUAGACUGCUGGGACUCUGAACGAAGCGACUCGCUCUCGCCACCUCGGCACGGCAGAGACGACUCCUUCGACAGCCUGGAUUCGUUGGGAUCACGCUCGCAGCAAACUCCCUCCCCCGAUGUGGUGAUCCGGGGCAGCAGCGAUGGUCGCGGUAGUGACUCUGAAUCAGAUGUGCCACACAGGAGGAUGCCGGACACGAGGAAAGAUGACAUGUUAGCCCGGAGGACAUCUUGCAACGAGCCCAGAUCGGCAAUGCCCUUCAAUCAGUACCUGCCAAACAAGAGCAACCACUCGGCCUAUGUCCCCACACCUCUACGCAAGAAGGCGGCAGAGCGGGAGGAAUACCGCAAGAGCUGGAGCACUGCCACGUCACCCAUUGGGGGAGAGCGUCCCUUCAGCCACCCCGAAACAAUCGAAGAAGAAAACUGUGAAGAUGACGGCAGGGCACCAUGCAAGAGACGUGCAUGGCCAGAGGAGGUCCCCAGAGCAGUGACGUCUCGGGUAGAUAAUGUUCAGUUUCAAGAAAUUGGAAGAACCCAGGCCCAAACUGAUGGGCCAAAAGAGAGCCUACAGCACCAGUGGGAGGGAAUGGAUGAGGAGGAAGUGAAAAGGCUGCAGAGGCUUGAGAAGGCUGGGAUCAGGGUCUUGCCAGCAUCGGUGCGCUACAGCAGCCCAAAGCCAGUCAUUGAAGAAAGCCAGUCAGCCCCUCUGGAUAUAAUCCUCCGUCGAGAUAACGACUUUCUAAAGCACCAGCAGGGGAGAGAGUCUGACUCGGAGGAGGAGGAGCAGGAGCAGAGACUGCCGGACAUCGAGAAGGAUGACCUGGCCUCCAGGAAAGCCAGAAUGAACCAGCUCAAACCCAAAGUUCCACACAACCAGUUUUUACCAAUGCCGUGCUCAAAGAGUGAGGAAAAAUGGGAGAACAUAAAGAAAGCCACCCACCGCAUUACAAGCAGCUCACUAGAUAGGCAACAGCAAGGAGUGACCAGUGAGAGUCAGGCCCAGGUCCAGUGCCCAGGCCCCAGUGAGAUCCUCACGAGGAGAGAGAACCCCUUCCUAAAGCCCGUGCAGAAUGACUCUGAGGAGGAGGGGCAGGGGGGGCAGGUGACAGUCCCCAAUGUGCAGAGAGAUGACCUGGCCAAAAGGAGAGCUCAGAGUGGCCCUGCCCCCUACAGAGAGACCCAGCCCUUUGUAAAGGCCUCCAUUACACAGUCUGACCUGGAGAAAUGGGAGAGGCUCAAGCUGUCCACAGACACCAGUGAGAGUCAGGCCCAGGUCCAGUCCCCAGGCCCCAGUGAGAUCCUCACGAGGAGAGAGAACCCCUUCCUAAAGCCCGUGCAGAAUGACUCUGAGGAGGAGGGGCAGGGGGGGCAGGUGACAGUCCCCAAUGUGCAGAGAGAUGACCUGGCCAAAAGGAGAGCUCAGAGUGGCCCUGCCCCCUACAGAGAGACCCAGCCCUUUGUAAAGGCCUCCAUUACACAGUCUGACCUGGAGAAAUGGGAGAGGCUCAAGCUGUCCACAGACACCAGUGAGAGUCAGGCCCAGGUCCAGUCCCCAGGCCCCAGUGAGAUCCUCACGAGGAGAGAGAACCUCUUCCUAAAGCCUGUGCAGAAUGACUCUGAGGAGGAGGGGCAGGGGGGGCAGGUGACAGUCCCCAAUGUGCAGAGAGAUGACCUGGCCAAAAGAAGAGCUCAGAGUGGCCCUGCCCCCUACAGAGAGACCCAGCCCUUUGUAAAGGCCUCCAUUACACAGUCUGACCUGGAGAAAUGGGAGAGGCUCAAGCUGUCCACAGACACCAGUGAGGAAACCUCAAAGCCCCUUUGCCAGGCUUGCAUGGACAAGGGCCUGCCUGUAAUAGAGGCAGAGACUGCCGCUCUGGACGAUCUAGCCAGCCGCAGGGCCAGAGCAAACAGAAAGGCUCUGGGCAGCAAGCAACGUUUUGUACAUUUUGGCCCGGUGACGGAGAUAGAUCAGAAAUGCUGGGAGAAGCUCAGCAUUGCCAGGGCCGAAUCGGAGAGUGAGACGUCAGGAUAUGGAAGCCACAGUGAAGCUGAAGCCAGCAGAUGUCUUGUUUCAGCUGCUAGCUAUAGCAUUCAGCACAUUGAACAGGUCGCCAGUGAGCCUAAGCAGUCAUUCACAGCCGAGUGUUGCCCCAGGAGCUCUUCAUUUGUACAAGCGGUCUGUACUCCAACUCGACAAGAGUGGGCACAGCGGCCUGCUGAGACCCAAGAGGACAGUGAAGAGGAGGGACAGGAGGAGAGGCAGCCCAAUCCCGAGAAAGACGACAUGCUGGCACGCAGAACUGGGGCCUUCCAGAAAACAACCAGCAGCCCCACUUUUAACAAGUUCCUUCCUAUGCCUGCGUCCUUGCAGCCAAAGCAAGAGGGCCCCAAAGGGACUAUAAAAGAAGAGAUAAUAAAGCAGAGUAGCUCUGCCCUAUUGAGCCCGGUGGAUCAGUUCAGACAAGUGGCACCUGUGUCCACGGCAACAGUCGGUGUUACUACCAAGGAGAGUCCUCGAACAACUGGAACAUUUCUUCAGUUGAGGAAACGGGAGAUGGCAAAUGAAGAGGAGGAGCAGCAAGAGGAGGAGGCGGCUGUGAAAGAGAGCUUUCCAGAUUUGGAAAAAGAUGACAUGAUGUCUCGUCAUGCUCUAGUCUCCCACAGACAGACAGCAACUGCUGCCAGACAGUUCCUCCCAGUCCCAGCCUCUCAGCAGACUCGGACAAGUGAGGCCAGUCAGUUCCUCCCAGUCCCAGCCUAUCAGCAGACUCGGACAAGUGAGGCCAGCAAAGAUGAUGGCAAGCCACAGAGGAGGCCAUCUUGGUUAGAUGAUGAUCUCCCACCAACCUACAGCCACAGAGCUUCUGUAUCUGAUGAUGCAGAAAGUAUGAGCAUGAUCGACAUGAGGUGUGAGGAGGAGGCGAUCCUGCAGCCGCACAGCAAGGCUCGCUAUGAGCAUCUGCACAAUUUACACAACCGCCUACGAGAAGAGGAGGAUAAGUGGCAGGAUGACCUUGCCCGCUGGAAGAACCGAAGGAGAAGUGCCUCUCAAGACCUGAUAAAGAAAGAGGAGGAGAGGAAGAAGGUGGAGAGGCUAAUGAGUGGCGACAGGGAAUUGUCAGAAAGGAGGAAAAGCAUCAAGACCUACAGGGAGAUUGUCGAGGAAAAGGAACGCAGAGAGAAGGAGCUUCACGAGGCCUACAAAAACGCGAGGAGUCCCGAGGAAGCCGAGACCAUCCUGCGACGCUACACUCAGCGCUUUACAGUCAGUGAGGCCGUCCUGGAGGGGCUGGAGAUGCCAAAGUUCCUUCAGAGGAGUCUGUCUGUGGACUCGGACACCCCUUUGUCCCCCACAAAGGAGGCCUCCAACCCCAUGAAGUACCUGCGGCAACAGUCCCUGCCAGCCCCCAAGUUCACAGCGACCGUGGAGGCCACCAUCUCAGUGGUGCCUCAGCCUCAAGUCAGCCCCACACAGAUCUAUCCCACUCGAACUGUUUCAACCAAGGCAGUGCCUAUCCUGAGCCCCAAGCCUUAUUCUCAGCCCAAGAACUCCCAGCCAGGACUGCGGUCAUUCACAGUGGAUGGGGUGGUUAGAGUGAAUGGAGAGGCAUUCAGCGGAGCAGAGGAUGAAAGGGAAAGUACGUCGGUAAAGAUUCCCUCCACCAAAUCACAGGGGAUUGAAAGUACAGCCAGGAUGAAUACAGCCCCAGUGAAAUCACAUACGCCUCAAGAGAAUACCGAGGUUAAUACAUCACUGGCAAAGUUCCAUUUGGAGAGCAGGGUCGAUGCCUGUCCAGUCAGUUUCGAUGGCUCUCCAGUCAGAUCGCCACAGCAACCCGGGCCGGAUAAAUCCUCAGUAAAUUCACAGAAAGAUACCUGUGGAAUGGACUCUGCAUCAGAAAGGCCAACAUCACUUCUAACUGUUCCGUGCAGAGAGAACCUUGUGUCUGAAGAUCAAGGGUUGGAGACCGAGUCGUCACAAAAAGAUGAGGAGCGUGCUGUUCAGGCCUUAGAAACUCUGACCAGGUCUGUUGAGAGCAGUGUGGUGACUGAACAGAAGGAUGAUGAUAAUGAGAACUCUCCUAGAGAAGGACACAUGAACUGUCAGAGCACUGUUCUACUGAAGACAGUACAGUACUCACCGACAACAAAGAGACCAGAACAGAAACUAGAAGAUGGUUUUGACAAUGUAGCAUCAGAGAAGAGGCAAGUGAGCCCUGCUGAAAUCCAGACUUCAUACCUGCCAGUUAAACAAGAUUCUGGCCUGAGUGAGGGAAAUGCAAAUAUCCCAGUCCCUCCAGUCAAUCUGUCCAAACGCAAUGACUACUGGUCGUGGGACCCAGAGGAGGAGCGCAAGCGUCAGGAGAGAUGGCAACAAGAGCAGGAACGCUUGCUUCAGGAGAAGUACCAGCGUGAGCAGGAGAAGCUGAAGCAGGAGUGGGAGAGAGCCCAGAAAGAAGUGGAGGAGGAGGAGCGCAGGUACCAUGAAGAGGAACGUAAGAUUCUUGAGGAGACGGUGGCCCCUUUGACACCCCGUUCAUCCAUGCUGUCCUCCCCCAGCCGCAGUGAGCAACCUCUUCUCCCGCUGGACCUCGGGGGCCCCAUUGUGAUGUCGCUGGCAGACUGGGAACGCAAGCAGGAGCUCCUGGAGAAACAGGCGCAGAGGUCUAAGGCAGAAGCUAGUGCAGAUGAAAAGCAAAGUGAAGGCACUUAUCAGCAGGCUGUCCCUAAGGAACAGAAGCCCACUGUGAAGACAGAAGAACAAGUGAAAGUGACAGAAAGUUCACACUCCCAGAGUGUCUGCCGCUCAGAAACACAUGCCCAGAGCCAGAAACACGGUCAAAAGCUUCUUUCAGACAACACUAAUCCGACAGCAUCCAAACUUGAGUUCAUUCCGGAUGCAUCAUGGGACAACAAGCAGCCCCUUAUGAAGCAGCCAGAGGAGGUCUGGAGAAAGACGGCCUCUCUGGAUAGAAGCUGGAGUCAGACCGCUGUCACAGGAGGAAUGAAAAAGUCUGGGUCCUAUGAAAAUUUAGGAACAACCCCAUCUAAGUCAUCUUCAUGUUCACCUAAUCUUCAAUCCCAGUCACCCAACAGGUCUAUCAGUGGAAAGAAGCUGUGCUCCAGUUGUUCCCACCCCCUUGGAAAAGGCGCUGCCAUGAUCAUUGAGACACUCAGCCUCUACUUUCACAUCCAGUGCUUCAAGUGUGGGGUCUGCAAGGGACAUCUAGGUGAUACAACCACAGGGACGGAUGUCAGGAUUCGCAAUGGUAUUCUCAACUGUAACGAGUGUUACAUCAGAUUCCGAACUGCUGGGCAGCCCACAACAUUGUGACAUCAUCAGCUUGAAACCGGUCGACAGGAAGAGUGACUGAGAAGACUUCUCUUGUUGACAGCUGUACCAGACCUUUCCUUGUGGAAAUACUUCUGUCACAUUUCAUAACCUGCCUUUGUAUUUUCUGACAGCUAAUAGCUGACCUCCAAGCUAGACUUAAUCAUGACAAGCAUAAUAUUUCAGAAUAUUAUGCUUGACAUAAUACUUCAAGUGUUGAGUAUUCUCUACUAAAAUCAACAUAUGUAUCUACUGUUAUAUGACUUGUAUGCACUAGUUACUUGGUCUAUAUACAAUAAUAUUGGAACUUGAAGAUGCAAUAAUUAUAUAUUACCUAUCUUAUAUUUAAGAUAACGCAUAGUCAUAAAUAUGUACAUUUUAAUCGGGCAAACUAAAAGUGAAGAGAAUUCUUGUUGAAUUUAUUAGUCCAACUUGAAGUAUUUCACAUUUUAUGAAAACACUGGCCAAAAAAACUGUAAUAUGCUAAUGGUAGAAAAAAGAAACAUUGAAAGUUUCAGUGAGAGUAAAAGGUAUACAGCAAUGCUGGUUGAGUAAUUAUUGCACCUUUAGUUAAUCAAAUUGUUUGUUACUCGCUGCCAUUCAGAAAACCAUUCAUUUUGACACUCCAAUCAUGUUAUAUUAACAAAGCCAGCCUGUCUGGUUUGAUAUUGGUUGACGAGGACGAAGUUAGAAUUGGUAAAGCAUCUGCAGUUUCAAUACUGCAACUCUGGUAUGAAAAGUGUGGCCAACAUAAGUGAGGAUGUCAAAAACAGUUUAAACGUUUCUAACGUCAAAAAUAUAUUGUAAUAAUAAAAGAAAAAAGAGCUGUCUUUUUGUUCGGGAAGUUAACGACUUGCCAUUGAAAUGUAAAUUUGUAUUGCUGCUGAAAUUUCUAAUUUCAUUUAAUUAACUAAAUAUUAUCCUUUGUUUCCAAAUAUAGUAUUUACGAUUUUUUUUAGUUGGAGCACUUAGCUUAGGCUUCAACUUUACUGUUCUGUUUCCCAGAGGUGAUUUCUAGUCUCCAAAUCAUUUUGGACAGUACCUGUUAUUUUGAACCAAUUUAAGUAUUUAAUCUGCCUUAAAAUAUAAUAUUGCUUAUGUUAAAAAAAAAAAAAAAAAAAAAAAAAAAAACAUUUUUAUUUUUGUGCACACACAAAUAUAUUUCCAUGGUUAUUUUACGUGUCAAAGCUGGUAAAUAUAUAUUUUUUCGUUUUCUUUAAGCAAUAGAUUUCUAAGUUAGCAAUAAUGUAAUGCAUUUACACAGUAGGGAGAGGAUUUGCAUGCUUGCAGUGUUCAUGCAGAGAUGUAUUGGAAUGUUUGUUUGGCUUUUUGUUUGGGUGUGUUUUCGAACCAUUGUUGGUGUUUCGUGUUUUCGAACCAUUGUUGGUGUGUUUUUUUGGGUUUUUUUUUGUCUGUUUGUUUUUUGUAAUUUGUAGCUUUUUUUGUUAGAACAUCAUCCUUGAGAUUUUAUUGCAUUAAACUUGUGCCUUAGAAAAUGCAAGCGGUUGCACACAAAGUGGAAAGUUGGGUCUAGAGCAAACCCAAAGACCAUGGCUUCAGGUCAAGUAAGCAAUUGAGCAGGGCUGCAGUCUGGAAGAAAUUUAAAAUGUUACAACGCUGUCAUAGACUAUGAUACAUUACUGCACCCAGCAUGUGACAUUUACCACUUUUGAAACAAAUGUUUAUAACAAAAUGAAUUCCUACAUUGCUUGUACAGCUUAUCAUUGUGUGGAAAAUGAUUACAUGUUACUUUGUAUGUAAUAGCACAUCCUGUAUUUGUUUCAUAGCCCCAUUUGUAUGCUUUCUAAUUGUUUUGUGAAUGCAUUUGAAUUCAUGAUAUAUAUAUAUAUAUAUAUAUAUAUAUAUAUAUAUAUAUAUAUAUAUAUAUAUAUAUAUAUAUAAUUUGUUUGUUUGUAAACUCUGAAGCACAGUUUUAUCAGCAUUUAAUAAUCAACCACAGUCCAUGCAGUAUGUGAUCCACCAGCAUAGAACGCUGUUGAGUGCUGUGAAGCCUGUAGCUGCCAACACAGAGUCCAUGCCUUGCUGAGGAUAUUCUGCUGAGACUCUGUUCAAUCUAGGUAUACGUCCCUGUCUGGAUUAUGCCAAGUUUAGCAGAAGCAACAUUACAGUGGUGGUUAUGUUAAGCAUUGUUUCUUUCUAUUUUCUGUAACUUGCAGUAAGAUUGCAUUUGGUUUACAGUAUAUAUCUAGCUACCCACUCUCAUGUUUGUUUCCAUCCUUAGCAUGUGUAUUUCGCUAGAAUAAAGGUAUGAAGGGAAUAGGGGAGUCCAUCGAUGAUGAACCAGACAAAGACCCAGCCCAUUGUAUGGGGUCUAAUGUCGAAAACCAUAAUGAUACCUGUGUUCAAGUUCUAUAUUUAUUGUGAUAUUCCUCUAAAAAACAAUUGAUUUAAAAAAAUGGAUUUUAUAGUAAAUGUAUGUUUAUAAAUAAAAUGUUUAAAAUUUGCA